This is a messenger RNA of Ustilago hordei, 2358 nucleotides long. RefSeq lists its product as uncharacterized. The coding region runs from base 1 to 2358 and encodes 785 amino acids. Lineage: Eukaryota; Fungi; Basidiomycota; Ustilaginomycetes; Ustilaginales; Ustilaginaceae. The transcript has a single exon. The record is from RefSeq and is a predicted model, not a curated record.
AUGUCGGAGGUAGACAAAGAGAAUCGCCUUCCCGCCACAACUGACGCAGCAAGCAAGCGCCCACUUACUAGCAAAACUUCAGCUAAUAUCACGUCGUCGCCAUCAUCAAUCGAACCGCCUCUCGGUCAAGUUUCAGUCGCAUUCCCAGCAGAGGAUCCAGAUGCAGAUCGCGAUAUGCUUGCCAGUGACGGCAAGACGUUGCGGUCCAAGCGGUCCGUCCUCUUCUACGGAUCUGCCAACUCGGCCAACAAAUCCAACCAGCAGCCCUUCUCUCGCAGCGCCGCCAAGAGAGAAUCAAUCCUGGCGCUUGGAAGCAUCGGUUAUCUUCAGCACCUGUAUACGAAGCAAGGUAUCGCCAAUCGUAAACGUCCGAUGAUGAAGGGCGCCAUGACCCUCGCCAUCGGUCCCGCCGGCGAAGCAAUGAUGUCGUCCGAAGGUGACGAACCAGGGGCGCUGACUGACUCAGACAUAAGGACUCGCGGUCGGGCAUCUUCAAGCCAAACUGCGGAGGAGGAUGAGGGCCCUGACUGCUUCGAUUUGCCACCAAGCCCAGAGGCAGGCACAUUCACACGGCCGCGAUACCUUGACGUAGCACGACCCUUGGAAGCAGAUACGCAGGCACUCCGUGCUCUUCUUGUUGCCGACUUGCGACGACUGUCAGAGGUGUGGGCGCUCUCGGAGUGGAUUGCGAGAGACUCAGAUGCAGCCGGGAUCAGGCAAGUGAUGUCAGCAGACACGUCUAACAGCGAGAGCCCAAACAUGCCACCAUCCACCUCUGUGGAUCUACUCUCUGUCAUCGAUGUGACCACCAAAGCCAUUCGAUCGGUACGCAGCUACAUUCUUGCUCUUCCACAACGCUCCAAGAUACCUACAACGGCCCCAAAUGAGCCUAUAGGACGAGACCGCUAUAAGCGUCAAAGUAGCUUCAGUGGAGUGUCGAGGCCAGGCCAGGUUGGCACGCCAGUUCCAACGAGAACCAGUGAAAUCCUUCACCACAGUCUCGCGGUUGAAAACAGCUCUGCGAAGCAUCCCCUUUCCAAGCCGUCGUUGGAGAGGCGGAACUCCAGCACACAAGACACCGAUGACGCCGAACAACUCGUCAUAAUCCGAAAGGCUGCGCUCGAGAUGCUGUCCACUCUCAAGGACUUGGAGGCGAGAAAUCGAGUCGAAGUUUUAGAUGCCAACGGCGAAGGAACACUCAAAGAUAGUUCACAGGAGCAAGAUGCUCCCACCAAGCUUGCAUUGAGCAUCGACCCUGAUGAGUCGAAUAUAAGCGCCUUUGCUGGCAGGGUUUCAGGUACCGGCUACCUAUACCGCUCUGAUAUCAAGCUCGCUGAUCUAGCUCCAGAGCAAAAGGUUCUUCAAGGUUACCUCAAGACAGUCAAUGCGGUUUUGACAUGCGCCGAAGCAUGCAUCCUGGAAAGCAGAAGAGAUGGUCGCCGUUCCUCGAAUACAGGAACACUCGGCGAACAUGAAGCCAUUAUGCCUACAGGAACGUCGCAUUCGGCCUUCGACAGUGCGCCCUGUAUUCGCCUAGACUCGUCAGCGUCUUCGAACUCGUCCGACGCGAGUCUUGACUGGAGAGCAAAUGGCCUCAGCACAGCAAAACGUGCUUCUCGCUUUAUGAUCGAUCUCUGCGGCGCGUGUGUUGGAGAAGAGCUCGACGAAGCACGACUCAAGAGGCUGAUCGACGCCAAGGAUGACCUCGAACGCCUUCUGCCAAUGCUAUAUGAUGGCUACCUGCUCUGUCGAGCCUUCAACGAGGCUGUUCGAAGAUCAGACAAGCCGUGGGGUUACAUUUCUUCUCGCGAGAUGCAUGAUCUUGAAGCAGAGGAGGCAGCCUUGCUCCACAAGGGGGCAUUGCGGCUCAAGCAAGCACAAGAAGACGAAGCGGUCAAGUUCCAGACUCGCUCGGAUAGGAGGACUGCCAGUGAAGACAAUGGUGGCAUAAUCGAGACAGAGGCUCGCGCGAAGUCGCUUGAGUCGGAAAAUCUACUCAGCCGACCUGGAUGGACCUUCCGCCGGAGCGAAAACUUACGGGUUUGGGCAGCUGCACUCAAGUUGCGCUAUCACAUUCAGACCACUGCCACCCGGGCAGUCGCUUCUAAGCCUGUCAAAAUGGGCCCGACGUAUGGAAGCUUGGGCAUGGGCAAGUUGGCUCUGCAUGGACGUAGGGUAGCGUCAGAGUCACAUGCGUCAGCUUCAGACCUUCCACAUGGCUCGUCCAGAACGAUCGACUUUGACCCGGCAAAAAUUGCACGCAAGGAAGACGGGUGGCAGGAGAUGCUGAUUACGCUGCUCACAGCUUGGAUCGAAGCCGUUGCCGAGGAGCAGGCGAGCGAAGCAAACAUCGUGUGA